UUAACCACUUCCCAUCCAGCCCAUGCACAUAAACGGACGGACGGGAGCAGUGCAGGGAUGGAUGGCUGUUUAUAAACAUCCUCCCCGCUUCCCUGCUUGUGCGUGCUCCCUGGGAGCACGCAGCACCGCGAUCCGGCGCCCGCUAUGUCCUCCGGACACAGCGGAACACCGAUUGCUGUACGGGACCCCCUGUGUGAGGUCCCGAUCAUGUGAUCACUGAUUGGCCAAUCAGUGAUCACAUGAAUAGUAGUAAGCAAGAUGUCACUUCUGACAUCAUUGCUUACUACUUGUGAAAUCUGUGAAUGAUCACAGAGAUCACAUGGUAUUCACAACAGCCUUGUACAUUGUGACAAGCUGUGACCAAUAACAGCUUGCACAGUA
This is a messenger RNA of Staurois parvus, 381 nucleotides long. The record is from the annotation of a GenBank genome assembly. Lineage: Eukaryota; Metazoa; Chordata; Amphibia; Anura; Ranidae.